CUUUGCAAUGCAAACCUGACGGGCCCAGGAGGAGGGACCUUCUCCCAGAGGCGGGAGCAGAAAGUGAGCUCAUACCGGGGGAGGAGUGAGUGACGUCUUUCUGGUAAAGUCAGAAAGGGAGGGGAAGGGCAGAAGGAGAGAAAAAGGAAGCUCUCCGAUUAGUAUUUUGUGUAUAUUUCUUCAAAGUUACACAAGCUUUCUCAAACGGAAGGUGGGCUCGGUUUCCCGGAGGACGCCGCUGCGCUGAGGAGGGAGAUCCGACGGUGGAGGGAAGGCGCCAGUUUGACAGCAGACGUGCACAGCUGAUGACAGCAUAAAAUAUUAACACUUCUCAAGGCCCUGGGCCUCGAGUGACCAAAGAAAGAUCCUGGACAGAGGAAAUAAGAAAAGAAAUGUCUUCUGACUUGGACUCCAGUCUCACCAGCAUUGACUGGCUGCCCAAACUGGGAGUCAGCAGCCUGCGCUCGGGGAAAGAGAGAGGAGGGGAGAGGGAGAGAAGGAGAGACAAAGGGAGAGAGAGGGGCGACUUUGUGCCGUCAGUGCCGAGCCCCUCGCCAUCAAACUGUAAAGGGAAACCCCCCCACAGCUACGCCACCCUCAUAGCCAUGGCGAUAGCAGCUGCACCAGAGAGGAAGCUGAGCUUAAACGACAUCUACACCUGGAUAAGCAACACUUUCCCUUAUUACAGCCGAGCCGGCCGAGGAUGGAAGAACUCCAUCAGGCACAAUCUGUCCCUGAACAAAUGCUUCAGGAAAGUUCCUCGGCCACAGAAUGACCCCGGCAAGGGCUCCUAUUGGACGAUGGAUGGGCCUCCAGAGUCCAUGAGUCCGGCAAGGGCUCCAAAGCGCCCCUAUCCUGAGGAGGAAGAGGAAGAGGAGCUUCAGCAUAUUCCUCCACCUGCAAAGGCGGCAGCGGUGAGAGGGCCCUCUCCCCACCUGGACCCGCAGUUCACCACGUCCCCAGCCAGACCCACCCAGCACCCUCCGUCUCCUCACGAGGAACCGUCGCCCUACAUGUCAGCCCAUGCCUCUGCUCUACCUGCCUCCCAUUUAUCUGUUUCUCAAUCAGCUGAGCUCCCGCCAGCAGCCCCCAUGUCAUCCAUCAAUUCCUUCCCUCCUCCCCUCCCGCCUGGCUCCACCUUUUCUGUCCCUGCAGCGUCUGCAGCUGCUCCCUCUUACUCCAACUCCGCCCUGUCCUUUCCCGCCAACUCGGGUCCUCUACCCGUUCCCACUUUUUCCUGCACUUCCAGCUCUACGCCCGUUUGCACCGUGUCCGUUCCCAGCUCCUCCUGCCCCGCCCCACCUCCGGCGGCGUCGGGGCACCACGCCGCCGACCCUCCUCUGCGCUUCUCCUUCGAGGACCUGAACAUACCGGACCUGUACGCCUCCUUCAAGUCCCUUUUCAAGACGAUGCGUGAGAGGGGAGGCUCCAUCUCGGACGUCGCUCCCCUGCUUGUUCCCAGUAACGACACUACGCCUCUUCACACCCCAACGCUGCCGCCGUUCUCCCCUCACCCCGCGCCUGCGCUGACUGCACCGCCAGUUGCAGGUCAGCAACCGGUUGCAGGUCCACCGGCCGCGGCGGCCGUGCAAGCUCCACAUCCCGCAGAGUCGGAGCGCGUUUCGCAACUCACGGUGCCAGCCGAUUGGUUCAGCAACACAGAUUCGCUGAAGGAGAGCUUCCGCAUCGCCAGCAAUCUGGACUGGGCAAACAUAGACCUGUCCAGUCACCCAGACCUGCUGGAGAGCAUGAAGCAGGCUGAGCUGUGCGACUGGGCCCUCGACCCCGGCCUCUUCACCUCCCUCUGCGACUCUCUGAACCGCUUCUUUUCUCAGAAAGGCAUGAUCAGCCCUGGAAACAACUCCCCAGUUACCCAUGGUGCACCUCACUUCCUGCAGCCGUCGCCGCUGACGUCCAACCCUCCUCCGACCCUCACCAGCCUCACUCACCCCUCUCCCCUGCCCUACCCCAGCACUCUGCCUCCCACCAAUGGCACACAGCUGCCCCGGAGACCCCCACCCAUGCAGGGGCCCGCUCUACAGAGACCACAUCUGGCGAACGCAGCUGGGAUCCAUCCUCAGCCCGGGGCGCCACGACAACGUCCUCCACUGAAGAACCUGCACAGCAACAGUGAGGAGUUCCAGGAUGACUUUGACUGGGACUCUCUCAUCCUUUGAGCCUCACUUCCUUGUGAUGGAGAAAAGAAAAAAAACAACAAAACAAAACACCAAAUAUUUCAGCAAAAAACUUCACUUCCUGUUUCCCCUGACAGCAGGUCUGGGAUCAGGUUCAUCACUAAUGACUGAAUCUUAAGAGUUUUACGUUUGUCUUCAUUUAAAUUCAUAGGCUGUAAUAUUGUAUUGCUUAUCUUUUGUGGGUAAGUGGCUUCAUAUGUUAGAUUUUUUUUUUCCUCCCAAAAGAUACAGAAGUCAUGAAAAACAGUCACACACACACACUCCCUGUUUUUGUUUUAUUUCAUAAAUUUCUGUAGAUUUUUUUCUCCAUUUUUCUUUUCAAAUGUGAAUGUUCACAGUUGACACCACACAAAAGUCAAACUUACCCAAUAAAAGAUACUUCUCUUGAUAUAAAAUAAUAAAUUCAUCCAAGCUAAAUUAAAAGAGCAGUAUGGAGCAUGUCUUCAUGUCCCCGUGUUGUCUCCGUUCACUCAACGAAAUAAUUGUCUCUUUGAAGAAGCAUCGGCUGAAACUCCCUUUACAAAGAAAAAAAAGGGGAUGAAACACGAAGACAGUGUUGCUUUGGGUCGCCUGAACUCCAGGCAUCCCAGCUGAAAUGGGUAAUUCAAAAUAAAAGAUUGGCAGAGAAAUCACAACCCAUAAAAUACCUCAUUGAAAAACCAACCUUACAUAUCACAGGUGAUCAUUUUCAGAAAUACUCCCCCCCCCCCCCCAUUCAGUCUCGCUGAAAUGAGAUCAGACACGAGGAGAAAUGGGACAAAGUACUGAAACAAACACAAAACUGGCAUCUGAUAAAUAAGCAUUUGUGUUCUCAUUCGCCCUCGGCCGCAAACAAACACACUCGGUUAGUUAUUCCUGCCAUCAGACCACAUGUCAGAGCUUUUUUUUUUUUUCUUUCUUUUUUUUUCCUACAACAGUAGGGAAAGAAAAAAAAAAGAAAAGCAUCUGAUCUAAAUGGCAUCAUCACAUGAUUUUCCUUGUUUAUUAGUUCCCAAGUAUUGGAAAAAAAUAAAUUAUACUCAACAUUAAAUUAAAUUAAAAGUGAACUGGUUGAAACAGUUUGACCACAUUGUGACCGAAAUGUUAAUGCAGGUUUUUUUUUUUUUUUUUUAUCUCAGUCUGGGGCUCCGUUUAAAAAUCAUCCUUCAUGCACUCGUUUCAUUUCAGUGAUUCAGUGUUUGUCUUCGCUCUAGACGGAGGGACAGAGGGAGGAGGAAGAGGCAGGUACGACAGUUUCUCUGCUCAGUUCGUUAGUGGCUGUGUGACCUCUUCCUCCGGCUCCCUCUCGUGUGCAGUAGUACUAUGAGUGGAGAGUGACACUACUGG
Messenger RNA from Poecilia latipinna (sailfin molly), 3521 nucleotides. RefSeq names its product forkhead box J2 (gene foxj2). Gene Ontology annotation, cellular component: nucleus. Bases 393 to 2177 code for a protein of 594 amino acids. NCBI's taxonomy places the organism in Eukaryota, Metazoa, Chordata, Actinopteri, Cyprinodontiformes, Poeciliidae. Gene Ontology annotation, molecular function: RNA polymerase II cis-regulatory region sequence-specific DNA binding; DNA-binding transcription factor activity, RNA polymerase II-specific. The transcript is spliced from 10 exons. Gene Ontology annotation, biological process: regulation of transcription by RNA polymerase II. The record is from RefSeq and is a predicted model, not a curated record.